AUGGUUCGCUACUCACUAGACUCAGAAAACCCUACAAAAUCGUGCAAAGGUUCAAAUCUUCGUGUUUGCUUUGAGGACACGUGUGAAAGUGCCCAGGCCAUCGAGGGUGUGCAUAUCCAAAAGGCCACCAAGCUUCUGAAAGGUGGCACUUUGCAGAAGCAGCGUGUGCGAUUGCGUCGCUACAAUGGUGGAGUUGGUGGGUGUGCGCAGGUCCAGCAGCGGGGCUGGACACGGGGUCGGUGGCCCAAGAAGAGGGCUGAGUUUUUACUGCACGUGCUUAAAGACGCAAAGAGUAAUGCUGAACUUUUAGGUGUAGAUUCUCUGGUCAUUGAGCACAUCCAGGUGAACCAAGCCCCCGAGAUGCGACACAGAACUUACAGGGCUCACGGCCGGAUUAACCCAUACAUGAGCCCUCCCUGCCACAUCGAGAUGAUUCUUACUGAAAAAGAGCAGAUUGUUCCUGAACCAGAAGAGGAGGUUGCACAGAAGAAACUGAAGAAACAAAAACUUAUGGCCCGGGAGUAA
Messenger RNA from Canis lupus familiaris (dog), 525 nucleotides. RefSeq names its product 60S ribosomal protein L17-like. The transcript has a single exon. Gene Ontology annotation, cellular component: ribosome; cytosolic large ribosomal subunit. NCBI's taxonomy places the organism in Eukaryota, Metazoa, Chordata, Mammalia, Carnivora, Canidae. Gene Ontology annotation, molecular function: structural constituent of ribosome. The coding region runs from base 1 to 525 and encodes 174 amino acids. Gene Ontology annotation, biological process: cytoplasmic translation. The record is from RefSeq and is a predicted model, not a curated record.